Molecule: messenger RNA, 1887 nt
Organism: Phalaenopsis equestris
Lineage: Eukaryota; Viridiplantae; Streptophyta; Magnoliopsida; Asparagales; Orchidaceae
Product: transcription factor GAMYB-like
Exons: 4
Coding region: 141-1655 (504 amino acids)
Source: RefSeq, a predicted model, not a curated record
CAUUACCAGUCAUGCUGAGCUCUUCGCCAACUAGCUGCAAAACUGCUGAAAGCUGCUCCGGCGCCAAAGUUGGUGGUGAGGAGAGCUGAUUGGGUCCGCCCGACGCCGUAAUAUUCAACCUAUGUUCUUAGUUUGCCAACAUGUGCUCUGCAAAAAGUGAUGCUGACACAGAAAAGCAGCCAAAAGAGCAGGUUGAUUCAUCAUCAAAUGAUGAAGAUAGCCGGAGUGGAUCACCAUCUACCAGGGAAGUGUCGGUUUUGAAGAAAGGACCAUGGACAGCUGCAGAAGAUGCUGUGUUGAUAGAUUUUGUGAAAAAACAUGGAGAGGGGAAUUGGAAUACUGUUCAGAGAAACACUUGGCUCCGUAGGUGUGGGAAGAGUUGUCGUCUACGUUGGGCAAAUCAUCUUAGACCAGAAUUGAAAAAAGGAGCGCUCACUCCAGAGGAGGAGGAAUCCAUUAUUCAAAUGCAUGCUAAAUUUGGCAACAAAUGGGCUCAAAUGGCUGCUCGUUUACCUGGGCGGACUGAUAAUGCCAUAAAAAACUUCUGGAACACGCGAACCAAGAGAAGGCAGCGAGUUGGUUUGCCACUGUACCCACUCAGUAAUUUGCACUCAGGAGCUUCAAAGGAGAAUCAAAUGAACCAGAGUACCACUGUGUUCGGCCAUGGUGACAUAAAUAAUAGUGGAGUUUUGCAGGCUCCCAUUUAUGUGAUGCCAGAAUUCGGAUUCCAUCCUUACAAAACUACUAAUGUUCCAAUAUCUUAUGCUACUCCUUCAUUAGCCAUCCAUUCUACAAGCAUGCUUCAUCAGGGCCUUGGACCUUACACCCGCAGCUUCUUGAAUCAAGGUCAGAGUCAUAUAAAAUCAGAAGCAAGCUUGCCUGGAUACCCCGGCAGCCUUCGCAGUUUUGUUCCCACAUUCAAACAACUCCCAAAUGAGCAUUAUGAAUCUAAGAAUUGGAACCUUGGAUUUGAUUAUUCCUAUGAUCCUGACCCUGAUAAACAGAACCGGAUAUUGUUCGGUCCUUCCAUACCAGGCAGCCAUGAUGGCAACUUCUCUGCUUCCAGGCAGCAUCCGACUGUGAAGCUGGAGCUCCCUUCACUCCAAUGUCCAGAAACUAAUUAUAGUAACUGGACGACAUGCUCAGGUACAUCUCCUUAUUACAUCCAUGUACAAUCUCCUCCAAAAAAUGUUACAUUCCUGCCUGAAUCUGCUUCCCCGAGAAGCAGCGGUCUGUUAGAAGCAUUGGUUCUAGAGUCGCAGACGAUGAACUGUGCGAAGAAUCAGUCAUCUGAGAAAAGCUCCUGUUCUUCUGCUAUCACUCUCAGCGAUAUGAUGGAGAGCACUACAGUUAACUGCACUGCAGAAUGGGAAGAUAGUGAUCAAUGGUCUCCCUUUUCCCAAUCUGCUGUUUCUCUCAUCAAUGAUGGAAACUACAACACGGUCCCAAUCCUGAGCGAUUCUUUCCCUGAAUUUCCUCCUCAAGCUCCUUCAGGUUUGGAGGCAACAAAGGCUAUUGAACAGGUUUCCACCGCCGACAUGCUGGACGAACAGUCGUUCCAAUGGGAUUUUCUGAGUUCUGAUGCUUUUCUUGAAUCAAACUGGAUUUCGAAGGAUUCCAAUGGAGCGAAAGAGACCUCUGAUUCUUCUCGGUGAGGAGUUGAGCACUAGUAGUAUUGAAACUAAUGCCUGAACAUCAUCAACUUCAUUGAUGAAUAACUUCUAGAAAGUUCUAAACUUUCAGUAUGUUUGGUGGUCUACAGUAAUAAUGCGGGAUUGUAUGGAUUGAAACAUCUAAAAAAUAUAUAUUUUUGAACAUUUGAAGAUCAAGUGGAGUGAGGAUUCUGUUUGUAUUUAUAUCUACUGUACAUAUUCUUAGUUUUGUGAU